Toxoplasma gondii ME49 is the source of this 2769-nucleotide messenger RNA. RefSeq names its product phosphoribosylpyrophosphate synthetase. Gene Ontology annotation, molecular function: magnesium ion binding; ribose phosphate diphosphokinase activity. The record is from RefSeq and is a predicted model, not a curated record. Gene Ontology annotation, biological process: purine nucleotide biosynthetic process; 5-phosphoribose 1-diphosphate biosynthetic process. Gene Ontology annotation, cellular component: ribose phosphate diphosphokinase complex; cytoplasm. The transcript has 4 exons. Bases 298 to 1971 code for a protein of 557 amino acids. Lineage: Eukaryota; Apicomplexa; Conoidasida; Eucoccidiorida; Sarcocystidae.
ACUUGCUAGUGAUUCGCACUUGUCAACCAUGUGACUUCACAUACACGGACCAUCCAGCACUCUUCUUCUCUUUGGACUCACUGCCGAACUGGCGCGUUUCGUGUGUCUGCUUGUCGAGGUUAUGCGUCGUGUCCUUUUUUCCCUGCCGCGCUCUUGUGAGGGGUCAUACUCGCGCCGCAUGCCAGUGCCCCACUGGUGUUCGAUUGCUGCCGCUGCGUCACUACUAGAGCAUCAAGUUCUGUAAAGUUUCCUGGGUUCUCUCAUCCACACUGAAUCAUUGUUUAGAGGUCUAGAAUAAUGUGGAUCGGUUCCAGGAGCAUUCGUUCGCAUGCGGGCGAGCUUGCGCUCGCUCGCCUGAGAGCGAGGGCAGACCAUCUUUUCCUCGACUUCACUGCCGCGAACACGUCGGUGAAAAAGUACCAUUUCAUGACAUCUCGUGUAUCACCGCUUCUUCGCCGUCCUUCGAGGGAACAGGCGGCCGCGGCAAAGUACUUAUACGCCUCGGUCCCUCCCCUCUGUCAAAUUUCCGCGGCGACUCCUAGACGGCGUGGCGCAGACGAUAAGCGCGCGGGCGGCAACUCACGAGCAGGCAACAAGUCCUCGGGAAACGAGAAGCGACACUUCUCUUUCGCUGCCGCAGGAGGCCUCGGAUCUGUCCUCCUGUGUGGCGCGCCUCUCGCUGGAGGCGAGCGACGCGACGCUGCUCCGUCGUCAGCGGAAACGGAGAAACGCAACUCGUCAGCGUCAACUACCACCCGAUCUUCUUCGUUCUUCCGCGCUCCUUCGUCGUCCCAUGCAUCUUUUAUUGAAUCGAAGUUUCACUUUUUCUCUAGGGCGUUUAGCCAGCAACCAGCCUUGUGUCAAACCGCCGCGCCCGUGCCGAAAACCGACAAAGGACGAAACCAGCAAGGCGCCCGACCAACGGACGACCAUGAGGAGCCCGCUCACCACGACAGUCCGUUCUGGCGUUCUCAGGAGAACCGUCCCUUCGACCGCAAGCUGGGAGACGCUCUGUUGUUCUGCGGCAACAGCAACGAGCCACUGGCGCGUGCGGUCGCAGAUCGCCUCUCCACAAAACUGGGGAAGGCAGUCGUCAAACGGUUUGCAGACGGAGAGGUUAACAUUCAGUUUGCGGACUCGCUCAGAGGCAAGGACGUGUACAUUAUCCAACCUACCAGCACGCCCGUGAACGAACACCUUGUGGAGCUUUUGCUGAUGAUCUCGACAUGCCGACGCGCGAGCGCAAAAAAAAUCACUGCGGUCAUUCCUUACUAUGGCUAUGCUCGACAGGACCGGAAACUGUCUAGCCGCGUACCCAUUUCUGCGGCUGACGUGGCCAGGAUGAUUGAGGCGAUGGGUGUUGAUCGCGUUGUUGCGGUCGAUCUGCACUGCGGACAGAUCCAGGGUUUCUUUGGCCCGCGGGUGCCUGUAGACAACCUCGAGGCGCAGAUCAUCGGCUUGGAGUAUUUCCACCACAAAGACCUCCACAAACCGGUGGUCGUGUCUCCUGAUGCAGGCGGUGUUUACAGAGCUCGGAAAUUCCAAGAAGGUCUCAUUGCUCGUGGGUACAAUGACUGCGGCAUCGCCAUGUUGAUCAAGCAGCGCCUCCGAGCAAACGAGAUCGAGCGGAUGGAUCUUGUUGGAUCUGUCGCUGGCUCCGAUGUCAUUAUAGUCGACGACAUGAUUGAUACCGCCGGCACACUUUGCGAAGCUGCUCGUGAGCUAAGGAAGAAAGGCGCUCGCCGAGUGUUUGCCUUCGCGACCCACGGUCUCUUCAGCGGACCUGCCAUUGAGAGAAUCGAGGCCAGCCCUUUGGAGGAAGUCGUCGUGACUGACAGCAUCAAGGCUCGCCCCGAAGUGGCAGAGUGCCCGCGCAUCACUUCGCUGUCGAUCAGUGUCCUUCUGGCAGAUGCGAUCCGCCGCAUUCACCAGAAGGAGAGUCUUAACGACCUUUUCAAUGUUAAGUAUUAGAAAUUAACUCAGCCUGUACAACCUUUGCGAGUGCACACACACUUUAUUCGCCACGAUACAGGAUAUGCCAGCAUGCAGGUUACCGGCCGUGUGAUACCAUUUUUCGCCUGCCGGUGGCCCCCAGUAGGCUCGGGUAGCAACGUGUUCUGUGUUUAUCCCAGUCUGUCACCAUCUUGGCUUUCUCGUAUACCGCCUUUCUGCAUGUUGUUUCCAUUUUGUGUGUCGCUGCGGCUGAGCUACGGUCACUUACACUCCAACCGUUCAGCGCAGAGAUCUGCCCUCGUGGAGACGCCUGAAUGUUUGUUCUGUUUGGCUCUGUCUCCGUGAUUUGUGUUUGUCGGGCACGCUGUCGGCUGAGAAGCGGAGUUGAUGCUUAAAGUUUUAACCACGUGAUGUGCGUUGUUCUGUAUCUACGAAGGGUGCCGUAUUCUUGUUAACCACACCCUUAAGACCCUUGCUUGGACAGCGGAACGUAAGGGGUCAGCUAUGCUGGAAAAACUGUAAGAAACUGCUCUGAAACUGGACACGGCAGAAAAAGGAGAGGUGAGUCACCUGGCGCCAUGUUCCCUAUUCCCAGCACACUGUGUCCCAGGUUGCUCCUACUGGUUGACAUUGGAUGUGGAAGCGGCUUAGGCCGGCGAGCGGAUCCACGUCAACUCAUGGUGAUACAGUUGUACAACACGCUUGUCACAGAUUCUGUGGUUCGCACUCGAUUCGAUUUCCAUCUAUUUUCAGCACGCAUUGUGAAGGCUCGCGAAUGAAGAGAUGUGACAAACGCAGAGUUUCGUUGACGCACGC